UGAUGCUCUUACAUCGGUGUUACAUGCGAAAAAAAGCAUAUGUAAAGCGUGUAUAAAACACGCCCAUGCGAUUGAUAAGUAGUCUGUACACCUAUUUUGUACAUAUACGAUACAAUAAAAAAUUUCACAACUUUUAAUCAGUAUUGCAUGAUGUAAUCGUUAUUUAAACGCCUUUCCUGAUAAAGGAAAAAUUAGGCAUUCGUAGGUUAAAAAGUUUUGUGACAUAAGCGUUUGUCAUUUAUUAAUACAAUCAAAGAUAUCUAAUAAUUCAAUGAAAAUGAUUUUUCGUCAUUAUGUGAGGGAAAGAAAUUGCUUGUUCAUACAAUCCUCGAGGAAAUAAAUACAAACAUCAUGUUAAUGAUCUUUAACGUGUGAGAGAUACAUCAGUCUAUUUUAUCAAAAGAAUCCUGUGAUUGUCUACAAACAGAUAGAACUUAAAAAUUUACUAGAUUGAGAACGUAAUAUUCGCUAUUAUGAUAUGCAGAAUAUUAGUUCUAAGAACAGUUUGAACAAGGGCACAAACGUAAAGAUUUUUUGCUCAAGUACACAAUGUCAAAUUGCCAACGAGGAAUUAAUAAAUUUAUGUCAACAAGUGACAGACCUAAAGGAAACAAUCACAUCAUUAGAGAAUAUUAUACAAUUAAAGGAUGUGCAAUUGCAAAAUAUGCAACGAGAUAAUAAUCGACUGUCGGUUGAAUUGAAGAAACAACAAAGAUACAUCAGGAACCUCAAACAGCAGUUGGACGAUGACAGGUUCUUCUACCAGAGAGAAAAGGAUUUCUUCAACAGUGAAAUACAACGGCAGAAAACGCGACUUAAUGUCUCGAAGUUAUCUCAACAAAGAAAGGAAUUAGAGGUUGUACAAGAAUGUUUAGAAGAUGAGAAUAAGUCGCUUCGAGAAGAAUUAAACGAGAAAGUAGAAACAACGUACAAUUUAUGUAUAAAGUUUUUGCGAAUGAAAUACGCCAAGGAUUCGUUGAGGCAAAAAUUUAACCAAUUACUAAAGGAGCACCUUCAAGUAAUGACUGACAUGAUGGAGAAACUAGAUGAAGCAAGAGAAGAACUCAAUAUAAUUGUAUCUGAAAAGUUUCAGGACCCUCUGCCUUUGAGUAAAGCAAAAUUUUUACAGGUGGUACAAAGAAAUGCUCGAUUAGUUCAUGAAAACGCGACGCUUAAAGUGCAAAUACAACAUUUAACACUGAAUAUUGAAAGAUUAAAAAGUUGCAUGCAAAAACCGAAGUCGAUAAAUGUAGACGCAAAAAUUAUUGCAAAAUUAGCGGCGCAAAGUAAGAAAAGAUAUAGCAAGGAAUCUACAAAAUGGCUACCGUUUCAUUCAUGUGAAAAUGGAAUUAAUAACACAUCGUCAGUUACCAAAUCGUCAAAUAGUGAAAAUCCUGUUGAUAAUUCUGAAGAUACGAAAUUAGUGUCAAAAAUUCGGUCAGACAACUUGAAAAAGUAUGCGAAUACGACAAUUCGAGAAAUUGAAACUGAAGAAACAAGGGAAUUGCGAAAGGGACGUGCGCGCAGCGCGCCAGAAAUUCGACUAACGGAAAUGCAACCAAGCUCGUCCGCAAUUAUUUGAGCCUUCAAUGAACACUUAAGAUUAUGA
Frieseomelitta varia is the source of this 1609-nucleotide messenger RNA. Its product is annotated as uveal autoantigen with coiled-coil domains and ankyrin repeats-like. The transcript is spliced from 6 exons. The record is from RefSeq and is a predicted model, not a curated record. Lineage: Eukaryota; Metazoa; Arthropoda; Insecta; Hymenoptera; Apidae. The coding region runs from base 479 to 1582 and encodes 367 amino acids.